AAGCGAUGACAAUUGGGCAGUGUGUGGAGUUGAUCAAUAUGGAGAAAUGGAAUAUAUUGUCGAGGAACCCGGCGAUAGUGUUGCCAAAAUUGACUACAGAGCGUCGACAAUGGGCCCUAAGACAACGUUGGCCCGAGUGGAGGACGUGUGGUUUGGCCCAGUACAAAUUAUCGAUGAAAUGGGGAAACUUAGAAAAGGUGACCACAUAGCUGUCGUACAGAGGAAAUUAUUCCUAGGAAAAACAGUCUUACAUCACGGAAUAUACACAGGUGAUUUGAAAGUUAUCCACGCAACCGGAAGAAGAAGUGUAGCAGUUGAUGACAUUUUGAAGUUUAUAGGGCAAAGUGUAUUUGUACGGAUUAACUACAAAAAACAAUUUCGUGAACCAGAUAUAGUGGUAAAUUUUGCACAAUCGUGUUUGCAAAAUCCUUCAAAAUUCGGAUCGUUCAAUAUUGUUAAAAACAAUUGUGAACAUUUUGCUACUCUAUGUAAAACUGGAAAACGUGUCUCAGAUCAGGUCGUUGAAUUGUUAAACAGUAAAAUUAAGAAGGUAUUAGUAAAUUUGGUUUACCAGUGCGGUGAAUCAUCCGCAUCAUCCGCAUCAUCCGCAUCAUCCAUAUCAUCAUGUGCCCUGUUGUAAAAGACAAGGCGAGUAGCUGGUUCAUGUUAACAAUUUUUUUUUCGAUUUUUUCAAUGUGCUGAGUAUGAACACUGGAAUGUGUUGUCGAAAAUUAAGUACCACCCCCAUAUCAACACCGUAAAAAGUGAGCGUCCGUAGAUUUGUUUUAAAGCAAUUCGACAGUUAACGGAAAAUAAAAUCCUCGCUCGGUAUAAAUUUCAAUAUAAAUUAACUCUUGUUGCAUCAAACUAUUGCCAUUCUUAUCAUCACACGAGGGUCCUUAUUACGCAACGUACCUUUUGCCAUACAAUAAGACACAGGACAAAAAACAUAUCGCGAAUAUUAAAACCAAUCAACGAAACUGAGACCACCGCCUUUAAACGGUAAAUGCAAAACAUAUACCAGUAUAUUUAAACCGGAUUAAGGG
Messenger RNA from Dreissena polymorpha, 1046 nucleotides. RefSeq lists its product as uncharacterized. NCBI's taxonomy places the organism in Eukaryota, Metazoa, Mollusca, Bivalvia, Myida, Dreissenidae. Bases 47 to 640 code for a protein of 197 amino acids. The record is from RefSeq and is a predicted model, not a curated record. The transcript is spliced from 3 exons.